AUGUCUCGAUCGCGGAAAGACAAGACAAAAGCUGAAGUGAGCGCCAACGUUAGGGUGUGCGUCCGCACACGCCCCCUGUUCGACGCCGAGAAGAAGGAGGCGCCAUGUGUGAAGACGUCGGUAGCCGAGAAGAAUCUAACGAUAAGGGGGAAAAUUUAUGGACCCUUUGAUCAAGUUUUCAACGAAGGCGCAACCCAACCGGAUGUUUACGAGAAAGUGGCCCGCCAGAACGUCGAACUUGUCCUCCAGGGAUACAACUGUACGAUUUUCGCUUAUGGACAGACCGGUACCGGGAAGACGUACUGCAUGGAGGGUGGCGCUGACAAGGCUUACAGCGGCAAUUGGAAAACUGACCCCCAUCUCGGCAUCAUCCCCAGAGCCAUUGAGCAGAUCUUCAACAGCUUGGAGACCGAGGGCGCAGAAGAAUACUGCAUCCGCGUGUCAUACGUGGAACUCUACAAUGAGGAGCUGUACGAUCUGCUCGCCGCCACGUAUGAAGAUUCUCAGCGCAUCCGGCUCUACGAGGACCCCGCCAAGAAAGGAUCCGUAAUCGUCUCUGGGGCUGAGGAGGUGCCCGUGCGCACACGUGAAGAAGUCUUCAAACUACUACAAAGAGGCGCCGCCCGCAAGACGAUGGCCGAAACGCUGAUGAAUAACCGAUCCAGCCGCUCACACUGCGUCUUCGUCGUGAAUGUGGUGGUGCGCGAGACAACGCUUGAAGGCCAAGAGCUCGUGCGACAAGGAAAGCUCAACCUCGUUGAUCUGGCGGGAUCCGAGUCGAUCGGUCGGAGCGGUGCAUGCGGACAAAGGGCAAAGGAGGCCGGCAACAUCAACCAGUCACUGCUUACCCUGGGCCGCUGCAUCACCUCCCUUACGACAAACGCUGGGCACAUCCCAUACAGAGAAUCAAAACUGACGCGUCUGCUGCAGGAUUCGCUGGGCGGCUCGACAGUGACGACAAUCAUCGCAACCAUUUCUCCAUCAGCGGCCAAUUUUGAAGAAACAUUGUCGACGCUCGAGUACGCAAGCCGAGCCAAGAACAUUCGAAACCAUCCGGAAAUCAACGAAAAAAUGUCUCGGAAGGCGAUGCUCAAGGAGAUGUCGGACGUCAUCGAAAAAUUGCAACGCGACCUGCGCAAUGCUCGCGAGAAGAACGGCAUCUUCCUUUCGGAGGAAUCGUAUGCCGGAAUGGAGGAUCAGAUCAAGGCGCAGCAAAAGACGAUCGAGGAGUUGGAGGGCCAACUGGAGGGCAUGAUGGGCCGACUGCAAGCGCUGGUCGAAGACAUGGCCAUGAUGGAUGAGCAAUAUCGCGCUCUCUACGAACGAAAGCGGCAGGUGGAAGAUCGUCUGGCAAAGCGGGUUGAGGAAGUGGAGACGACGAAAAAGGAACUCAUCGAAUCCAAUAAGCGUGGAGUGGCCCUAAAAGCCACGCUGGAUGAGAUGCAUGAGGUGGCGCUCCGACUCCGCUUUCAGUCCCAACAACUGCAGCGUACAGCGUUCGACUCCGUGUCCGACCUCGAAGGCGUCUGGCGAAAGGUCGGCGCCUUGGCUCUCCUCGCCCAACGCAACGUUGAAGCGAUGGAAUCGAUGGUUGGGGAACUGAUGGGGAAGGCCUCGACGAUCUCUACGCUCAGCACAAACGGUCAAGAAUCCCUUGAGUCGGACGGCGGGGCGUUGAAGGCGCUAAUAGAGGACAAUGGGCGGUCCAUCAACAGCACACUCGAGCAGUGGAGUCAACAAUCUGAGGUGCUGGAUGCUGACUUUGAGCAAUUGCAUGCUGCCAUUGCGGCCGACAACGAUGGACUGCGCGCGAACGGUGAAGCUCACCUCGCCAAAUGGGCCGCUGAGGACACCGUGCGCCAGACGGAAAUGGCCCGCCUCGUUGCCGAGGGGCUCGACAGGCUGCAAGCGUUCAAGGCCGAUUCAUCAAGAAAGUUUGCCGAGUUAGCCGCUUCCCAAGCCACCGCACGCCAGAAGCUGCAAGAUGUUUUGGACGCGGAGAAAAGUCGGGUGGCCGCGGCGACUUCGCAACAUGAGGACCGUCGCCAACAAGUCGACGCCAUUGUAGCUGCAUACACCCAGCAGGCGAUCAAACAAGCCGAAGACGUUGCCUCGCGCGUCGCGUCGCUACUGCGAGAAGAAUCCGAGGCGUCAACCAUGGAAUCUAAAAUAAGUGCCCAAUUCUUUGACACCACCGCCGCGCAGCUGGAUGUCGACGCCACGACGGGUGCUACCAAGAUCGACGAGUUUACGAGGGACAUGCAAACGUUUGCCGACGAGCGCGCUAGCAUAAGCGAAAAAAUGCGCGCCGAUUUGACCCUGGCCAAGAAAACUACUAGCCAACAUCUUUCGACCAUGGGCCAAAUGCUGGUCAAUUCCAACGCAGCAAUCGGUACAGCGCUGAAGGGGUCAGGCGAGAAGCACACCGCGCUGCAGCAAGAAGGUGGUCGUGCCCGCGCAGCCGUCGCUGAGGCUCUGGCCAGCUGCAGCCUGGCCGUCGACAAGACGAUCUCCGGACAGGUCGAGUCCGGCGCAGCGAACAGCCGGCAGAUCAUCGUCGUAGCGUCAGAGAUCGAAUCCCUGGCCACGCAGCACCGCGAUACCGACAUCGUGCGGCCUGUCAAAUCUGGCGGAACCCCCGUGAAGAGAUCUUACGAGGUGCUCGCAGAGUGCGAGUUUGUGCCAAGAAUCGACAAAAUGCUCGUGGAACACGGAUACGACGCCCCGGCCCGCCGCUCUCUAUACAUGACACGUGAUUCCAUCCUACUCGCCGACCAAAACGUCAUGUCGCCGGCCGCCGUCCAAGCCAACAAGAAGUCGCGGCUCGAGCAACUGAACGAGGAAGAGGAAGUGCUGGAUGCGGCCAGCGGAAGCAAGCCCAAGUUCAGCGACGACGAGGUGGAGACCCUGAGCGCCGUGCGCAACAACGUCACCUCUCGGCGCCCCCUCUCCACGAACAACCAA
Molecule: messenger RNA, 2964 nt
Organism: Mesorhabditis spiculigera
Lineage: Eukaryota; Metazoa; Nematoda; Chromadorea; Rhabditida; Rhabditidae
Source: the annotation of a GenBank genome assembly